AUGAACUGCNAUGGGGGUAAUGAAGUCAAAAAUAACAUAAACAGCAAUAAAAUUGAAAGUAAAGGAAAAACUAAGGAAGGAGCUGAUGAUAAAGUAACAACUGCAGAUUAUAAGUCACACUGCAUAAUGCAGGGAACAAUUAAGAAACUUUACCAUGAUAUAAAGUUGAUUUCGGAAGAAUUUAAAACUAACUGUGAGGGUAUCGACUUGCCUUCUGAAUUUCCUAGUAUUCCACGUGAAAUUGAUGCACUUAAUGAUUCCUGGGUUAAAGAUUCUGAUAUUACUGUAUGGAUUGAUCCACUGGAUGCUACUCAAGAGUACACAGAGAAAAUGUAUGAAUUUGUUACUACAAUGGUAUGUGUGGCAGUUAAUGGAAAACCUGUUAUUGGCAUUGUCCAUAAACCAUUUUUAAAAGAAACAUAUUGGGGAUGGGUGGGAACAUCGAAAUCCCCUAAUUUGCAAGUAAAAGAAAGGUCAGAUGAUGAACUUAUCUUCAUUGUAUCAAGAUCUCAUACAGGAAAGGUUAAAGAAAUGAUAAACACAAAGUUAAGUGAAAUAAAAAACAAAAUUGUUGAAGCAGGUGGAGCAGGUUAUAAAGUUCUUGAAGUGAUAAAAGGAAAUGCAGAUGUUUAUUUUCAUACUACAGCAAUAAAAAAAUGGGACAUUUGUGCUGGAAAUGCAUUGUUAUUCUCAGUUGGUGGGAACAUGACUACGUUAAAGGACGAAUUGAUUGAUUAUGGUGAUACAGAGAAUGCUGUAAACACAAACGGAUUAGUCGCGACAUUGAAGAAAUAUUUGAACCUUAAAAAAUUGCUUAUUUGAGAGUUUAGAGUUGUUAGUUAUUAAUUAGUUGUCCAUUUUUUAAGUGCUUUAAAGGAUUGUUUGACUUCAUCAUAGAUUAUGUACUUAUUAAAAAUACUUUUUCAUAUGC
Agrilus planipennis (emerald ash borer) is the source of this 931-nucleotide messenger RNA. RefSeq names its product putative inositol monophosphatase 3. Gene Ontology annotation, cellular component: endomembrane system. The transcript has a single exon. The record is from RefSeq and is a predicted model, not a curated record. NCBI's taxonomy places the organism in Eukaryota, Metazoa, Arthropoda, Insecta, Coleoptera, Buprestidae. Gene Ontology annotation, molecular function: 3'-nucleotidase activity. Gene Ontology annotation, biological process: phosphatidylinositol phosphate biosynthetic process. Bases 1 to 822 code for a protein of 273 amino acids.